Molecule: messenger RNA, 432 nt
Organism: Volvox carteri f. nagariensis
Lineage: Eukaryota; Viridiplantae; Chlorophyta; Chlorophyceae; Chlamydomonadales; Volvocaceae
Exons: 1
Coding region: 1-432 (143 amino acids)
Source: RefSeq, a predicted model, not a curated record
AUGAAGUCCGCGGUACAGGCACACGGCUACCGGUUUGGUGACAUCCCCAACGUGCACCAGUUGCGUGCAGAUGUUUGGAGGACGCUGGCAGUGGCGCGUCCAGCUCAAGUCGUCGCAUGGCUACCAGUGACAGCCGCCAGAGCACCACCACCGCCCGAGCCAGCUUUGCCGUGGGGCUUCCGAAAGAUGUGGCUCAAUGGGCAUUCUACGGAGAAGACGGGGCUCACCAAGCAUCCUGGUACGACAGGGGACUCUGGUGGUUCGGAUGACCAAGAGCACCGCCAGCCCACCCAGCAGCACAGUUCGUUGCAACAGGCGCGGGACCAUUUGGGCAACACUGGAGCAUAUGGCUCUUCCUGGAAGACUUUCCACCGCAUGAGGCGGGCCCAUCUAGUCUGCCACGGUGAUGUCGGCGUGAGACAGAUGGUGUGA